AUGGAGAAAGGCGAUGGCCGCGGCGGUUGGGGACGAAACAGGGGAGUGUGUUCCCAAAAGAGAGGAAUUGGUGAAGACGAUGAUUUUGGAGACUCUGCUCCCAACUCGAUCUCCUUUAAAGUCGAAGAAGAUCGUAGAGCCGCCGAAAACUGGAACCGGUUAAACUAG
Messenger RNA from Arabis nemorensis, 168 nucleotides. The record is from the annotation of a GenBank genome assembly. NCBI's taxonomy places the organism in Eukaryota, Viridiplantae, Streptophyta, Magnoliopsida, Brassicales, Brassicaceae.